CUGGAGAUGAAGCAUCUGCCUGGUGCUGACCCUGAGCUUGUGCUCCUCAGCCACCAAUACGAGGAGCUGGAGAGAAUCCCCCUAAGCGACAUGACCCAGGAGGAGAUCAAUCAGCUGGUGCAGGAGCUGGGCUUCUACCGCAAGGAGACGCCUGACGCCCCUGUGCCCGAGGAGUUCCACUUUGCGCCUGCCAGGCCUCUGCCUGCACUGCCACCUCCCCAAACUCCCACCGCUGAUGGCAAGACCCCACCCAAACACAACGAGGGAGAACACCCAGAACUCUAG
This is a messenger RNA of Nestor notabilis (Kea), 285 nucleotides long. RefSeq names its product selenoprotein M (gene SELENOM). The coding region runs from base 7 to 285 and encodes 92 amino acids. Gene Ontology annotation, molecular function: oxidoreductase activity. Gene Ontology annotation, cellular component: endoplasmic reticulum lumen. The transcript is spliced from 2 exons. The record is from RefSeq and is a predicted model, not a curated record. NCBI's taxonomy places the organism in Eukaryota, Metazoa, Chordata, Aves, Psittaciformes, Psittacidae.